AUGCCCACGGUAUUUUUGGUCUCUUUCCCUCCUGCCCCCAAAACCACUCUACACUUUCUCUUCUCUACUUUCUUCAAUCUUCGUUUUUAUACUCACAAAACCCUCCUCAAUCGAGUUGUCUUGCUAUACUCACAAAAUCCUCAUUCUUUUUCAAUCAAGCUGUGUCUUUGCCAACAAAUCAUCAAUUGGUUCGGGUGUUGCUGUUGGAGCAAUCCAUCAAUUGUUUCAUACGCAAGAGCUAGCUCGGGUGCCAAAGGUGUGCAACUUCGUUGGAUCAGGUUUGCAAGUGAAGUUUUUGUUCUUAUGGAGCUUUCAUUUGUACUUGUAAAACAUGUAUCUAAGGGCUGUCAAGGUAGAGGAAAGGUGCAACACGAAUGGGGAGAUGGACUAAUUUCAAGGGAAGACCACAGUCCAAUACACCACUUUGACCAUUAUACAUUCAAUAACAACUUAUUUUGUAUGCUUUUGAUUUCUAAAGAUCCUUACAUUCCUUUCUUCCUAGAUAGUUCAAAAUCCAAAUGAUAACAUCCCCUGUGCAUCUCUAAAGAUCCUUACAUUAUGUUUGUGUUUGCAGACUACAGUUGUUGAUGACAUUCAUUUCACAAAAGAUAUGCUUAUUGAUAAUUCCACCAAGGCUGCCUCCAAAUUUACACAGAAAAAAUCAUCAUCCUAUAAAACCUAUGCUUCCAACAUUCCUAGAAAAUUGGUCCUUAUGACAGUAAAUUUUUGGUGUGCAUCCAAAAUUUCUGUAGCUGAACUGAUCCUACUAUUUUUAUUUAUUUGAACACUAUUGGUAGCAAUGGGAAAGACCUUCAAAUAUCUGGAAUCCAAUUGGAUCAAAACCAUAUUAUUUCCAUAUUUCUUUUUCUCUUCUCUAUUUAUUUGAACACUAUUAUCUGAU
Molecule: messenger RNA, 901 nt
Organism: Nelumbo nucifera (sacred lotus)
Lineage: Eukaryota; Viridiplantae; Streptophyta; Magnoliopsida; Proteales; Nelumbonaceae
Source: RefSeq, a predicted model, not a curated record